Messenger RNA from Sitodiplosis mosellana (orange wheat blossom midge), 752 nucleotides. RefSeq names its product zinc finger protein 83-like. Gene Ontology annotation, molecular function: DNA-binding transcription activator activity, RNA polymerase II-specific; RNA polymerase II cis-regulatory region sequence-specific DNA binding. The transcript has a single exon. The annotation marks the transcript as partial. Gene Ontology annotation, cellular component: nucleus. NCBI's taxonomy places the organism in Eukaryota, Metazoa, Arthropoda, Insecta, Diptera, Cecidomyiidae. The record is from RefSeq and is a predicted model, not a curated record. Gene Ontology annotation, biological process: regulation of transcription by RNA polymerase II.
UUGAAUGCACGCGGACAGUUCGAUUUGAGACACUGUCAACUGUUUCUCGCGUGUAGUUGCCAUACGUAACCUCUUUUUCAUACAGUACAGUCAGUGUGCUAGUUCGUAUCUGAAAUAAAAGACUAAAAACUAUUGAAAGUAAAGAAUAAAGACUAAAAAUGGAUUUAACUGAGGCACCAAAACCAACGAAGGUAAAAACGGCACCAAACCUUGCUGGUAACGAGAAAAUUCAGCCAAAAGAAAAGCACAAAUGUGAACUUGGUGACAAAUGUUUCGUAAACGCCAACGAAUUGAAGCAGCACGCAGAAACUCAUGUCGGCAAAGGUCACACUUGUCCAGUAUGUGGAAAAUCGUUUUCCCGCGCGGAUUAUCGCGAGCAUCAUAUCAACAGUGCACACAAAGGAGAAGUGGUCGAUGGUGUCGUCCGAAAGCCAACCUACGAGCAAAUGUGUGAGAUUUGUAGUAAAGUUUUCCAUCAUUACGGCAAUUUACGGAAACAUAUGAUCCUUCACAGUGGUGAACGACCGUUCAGUUGUACCGAAUGUGGCAAAACAUUUGCAUGGAACCAGCAUCUAAAGUCACACAUGAAAUUGGUGCAUUCCGAUGAGAAAUCGUUCCAGUGUUCAAUAUGCGGCAAAUUAUUUAAUCAUAGUGGCAAUUACAAGAAGCACAUGCGAAUUCAUACGGGCGAGAAGCCCUAUCAAUGUGAAAUUUGCCAAAAACAAUUCGCACAGUCGAGCAAUUACCAGGUG